UCGGUUGCUAGGGAUUCUAGGCGUCUUCCUAGUCUGGUUGCUAGCUAAUGUGCUAGUUUGCUGUCUGUCUUGUUUUUAUGCAUAACCUUGCACUUAGUCAACAUAUAAAUAAAGAUACAUAUUUUUAAAGGUUUAAUAUUAAUUCAUAUUUCGAUGUAGACUGCGAUGUGAAAAAGCCAGUGUUUACAACUUCACAUGAAUUCCGGGAAGAUAAAGGAGAUGGGGGACAUCUUGGCCAAUGAAGCUGAUCUUCUCGGGAUGAUCAAGGAGUAUUUGAAGUAUGGUGAAUUUGAAGAGACAGUUCAUCACUUUGAGAAAGAGUGUAAAAACAAGGGGAAAGUUGUUCCAAAGCCCAGAGGCAACAGUCUUCGGGACUCAAAAACGCUGAUUAUCCAGAAGGACCUAUUGAGCUCAUUUGAUGACGGCGACUUCAAGGUGUUCUUCGAGCUGUGGACAGAGUUUGUCCCUUUGGAGGUCAGGGACUGUGAUCCUCACGCCCAGAAACUGGAGUUUUACCUUCAUGUCCACUUUACCAUCUUCCCCUUGAAAAUCCACUUGGGCAGACAUGACCGAGCAGACUUUGAGGUGAGGAUCACCCACUUCAAGCACUACCUGGAGACGCGAGGGGCAGCACUCAGUCAGACCACUGAGUUCCUACCCUACUACGCCCUCCCCUUCGUGCCCAACCCUGUGGUGCACCCCUCCUUCAGAGAUCUCUUCCAGGAGUCCUGGAUUCCAGAGAUGAAGCGAGAGCUGGAGAAGUUCCUGACUGUGACACUGAAAGUGUCCGACACUCCAAGGCUUCUGUCGUUAUAUAAGGAUGGCGGAAGGAACACCAAAGACACCAUACAGCAGCUGCGGCUGCAGCUGGCCGAAGCAGAGAAGAGGACCAGCAGCUACAUGAGGAGGUUCAAUAAGAUGCAGGCCGAUCACCACAACCUGAUAGGAGUCACUGCCGAGCUGGUGGACUCUCUGGAGGCUACAGUCAGUGGGAAAAUGAUCUCCCCAGAAUACCUCCAGAGUGUGUGUGUGCGUCUCUUCAGUAGCCAGUUGAGGCAGAGUGCGGCGCAGAGCAUCGACUUCACCAGGCCUGGCACUGGAUAUUACUCUAUGAGUCCUUAUGAUGACGGAUAUGCUUCCUCAUUGCUACGAGCGUCUAUUGUACCUCAGAGGCCUAAGGAGGUGCCGCUGCUGCCCUCUCUGGACUAUGACAAGCUGAAGAGAGACUUGCUGGGGGGAUCAGACAGACUCAAGGCCCUGCUGCUCCAGGCCCUGUGCUGGAGACUGACCCGUUCUCUCCAAGGUGAGCAGAGGGACACGGUACUGCAGGCCUACGUCAGCAACGACCUCCUGGAUUACCACAGCACCAGACAGAAACCUGUGCUCCUCUUGAUGAGGUCGAAGAACGAGAUGGUCAGGCAGUACAUGGCUCGUCUCAUCAAUGCUUUCGCAUCCCUCGCAGAGGGUCGUGUGUACCUGUCCCAGGUCCCGUCUUUGUUGAGGCUGCUCAUUGAGUCUCUAAGGACAGAGGAGAAGGACUCUGUGAGCAGAGAGAAUGUCCUGGGAGCCCUGCAGAAACUCAGCCUCAGGAGGAGCCAGCAGUCAGCCAUGAUAGAGGAUGGUCUCAUUGACUGGCUGGUAGAUGAGCUGCAGGACUCUGACUGUCUGUCUGACUACACUCUGGAGUACGCUGUGGCCCUGCUCAUGAACCUAUGUCUACGCACCAGAGGUAAGAGGAAGUGUGCUGAGAACCCUAAAUACGUGCUGAAGGUUCUGACUGACCUUCUGGGACACGAGAACCACGAGAUCCGGCCCUACGUGAACGGAACCCUUUAUAGCAUCCUGUGUAUUCAUGCAGUGCGAGAGGAAGCCAAGGAAAUGAGUAUGGAGGAGAUUCUUCACUGCUACAGUAAAGAGGAGAACCCGGAGCUCAACAGGCAGAUUGAGUUUAUUAUCAAACAGCUCAACUCAGGGGAGGUGACUGAAGAGGGACCAGAGUCUGAUGACGAAGAGGAGGAUGACGAUGAUGAGGAAGACGCGAUAGAGACGGACCUUGAUAAAGAGGAAGUGCUUCAGCUGCAGCCCAGAGAGUUGUCCGGAGAGACACUACUGACCACAGAGUACCUGGGGAUCAUGACCAACAUGGCGACGAGGGUGAAGAGGAGAUCGGCAGCUCCUCUUGGACGGAGUGUCGAUGAACCCCUGCAGCGACCCGUGACCCCCAUCUCCCACCGAAACACACACAUCAUGGACUUCCGAGGAGGCAGCGAGGGCGACAGGGGUGAGGUAGGGUACCCCUUGAGCAGACAGAGGAGCGAGGACAGCCUGCCCCCGUCCCGCUACAGCUCCCGCCCCCCCACCCGCUCCGGCAGCCGACCCAGCACCAGCGAAUCCCUGCACCACUCCAUGGACUCAGAGUGUGGCCGCUCGUCCCAGGAGUCUGGUGGGUCAUAUGAAGGACGAAGAGCCCAGGAGGGGGAGGAGCGCAACGGACACUCUGCCAGCAUUGAUAAUGUCCCCGGGUUUACAAGCCGGCCCAAGAUUCCCCGCACGCCGGAGAGUGAUGCACCAGGCGUGGAUCCUCGGAGGGGUCGCGUUGUCCCGCCACUGGCCCCCCAGUUCUCCCAGUCUGAGCCCCAGCAGAGCAGCAGCCGACCUGGAUCAGGGGCCUCCGUCACAGUGGGAGGGCCAGGGGGUGGCAGACAGAGCAGCCAGUCGUACACAGGAAGUGAAAAGGACCUUUCACCACGGGGCCGCCAUAUCUCCUGAGGAGCCUCCAGCUUCCUGUAACUCCAUCCGCAGGUUGUGAUCAGGGUCAGGGCAUUAGAGAGGCUAGAGGUCGGUGGAGAGGUGGAGGGAGAGAGAGAGGGGUAGGAAGGAGGGAGAGGUAGAGGA
Oncorhynchus tshawytscha (Chinook salmon) is the source of this 2895-nucleotide messenger RNA. RefSeq names its product lisH domain-containing protein ARMC9. The transcript has 26 exons. Gene Ontology annotation, biological process: cilium assembly. Bases 196 to 2769 code for a protein of 857 amino acids. NCBI's taxonomy places the organism in Eukaryota, Metazoa, Chordata, Actinopteri, Salmoniformes, Salmonidae. The record is from RefSeq and is a predicted model, not a curated record. Gene Ontology annotation, cellular component: ciliary tip; centriole; ciliary basal body.